Ficedula albicollis (Collared flycatcher) is the source of this 1446-nucleotide messenger RNA. It is a transcript of the gene MDH1, whose product is annotated as malate dehydrogenase 1. The coding region runs from base 1 to 1239 and encodes 412 amino acids. The transcript is spliced from 9 exons. Gene Ontology annotation, cellular component: cytosol; mitochondrion. Gene Ontology annotation, molecular function: L-malate dehydrogenase (NAD+) activity. Gene Ontology annotation, biological process: tricarboxylic acid cycle; malate metabolic process; oxaloacetate metabolic process. Lineage: Eukaryota; Metazoa; Chordata; Aves; Passeriformes; Muscicapidae. The record is from RefSeq and is a predicted model, not a curated record.
AUGAGGUCGGUGCCGGCCCGGCGGCGGCUCUGCCUCUCCCCCUCCCCAGGCCCGUGCGGGGGAGGCGGGAUGUGCCCCCGCUGGAACGCGGCGAGCCUCCCUGUCCUGGGCCUGGCACUGCGGAGGGGUAACCGCGCCUUCUCCCGGCGCCGCGGCUGCCGACAUUGCCCUCGGGAGAUGGGGCUGUCAGCGCCUUCGUUCACCAGCCGUGGAAGAGGCUGUGUCAUUUCCUUGCAGGGUGAACCUGUCAGAGUGCUGGUGACUGGAGCAGCCGGGCAGAUUGCUUACUCCCUGCUCUACAGCAUUGCCAAGGGCGAUGUCUUCGGCAAAGACCAGCCUCUUAUUCUUGUGCUGCUGGACAUCACUCCUAUGAUGACGGUUCUGGAAGGUGUGGUGAUGGAGCUGCAGGACUGUGCUCUGCCACUGCUCAGAGAGGUCAUUCCAACAGACAAGGAGGAAGUUGCAUUCAAAGAUCUUGACGUAGCAAUUCUGGUUGGCUCCAUGCCAAGGAGAGAGGGCAUGGAGAGGAAGGAUUUACUCAAAGCAAAUGUGAAAAUUUUCAAGUCUCAGGGUGCAGCCUUGGACAAGUAUGCCAAAAAGACUGUCAAGGUUGUGGUUGUUGGGAAUCCAGCCAAUACCAACUGCCUGAUUGCAUCAAAGUCAGCCCCAUCCAUACCAAAGGAAAACUUCAGCUGCUUAACUCGUUUGGAUCACAACAGAGCCAAAUCUCAGAUUGCUCUGAAACUUGGUGUGACUGCUAAUGAUGUGAAGAAUGUCAUCAUCUGGGGCAACCACUCUUCCACUCAAUAUCCUGAUGUUAACCAUGCGAAGGUAAAUGUGAAAGGAAAGGAAGUUGGAGUCUAUGAAGCCAUAAAAGAUGACAGCUGGCUGAAGGGAGACUUUAUCCUGACUGUUCAGCAACGUGGAGCAGCUGUUAUUAAGGCCAGGAAGCUGUCCAGUGCUAUGUCAGCUGCCAAAGCUAUCUGUGAUCAUGUGAGGGACAUCUGGUUUGGCACUCCAGCGGGGGAGUUUGUUUCGAUGGGAGUAAUUUCUGAUGGCAAUUCUUAUGGUGUUCCUGAAGACCUGCUAUAUUCAUUCCCUGUUGUGAUCAAGGACAAGACCUGGAAGUUUGUUGAGGGUCUUCCUAUUAAUGAUUUUUCUCGUGAGAAGAUGGAUCUUACCGCUAAGGAGUUGGCUGAAGAGAAGGAGACUGCUGUGGAAUUCCUCUCCAGUGCAUGACUAGGUCAGGAGGAAAUACAAAAUCAUUUAAGAGUGGAAGAAUCGAAAAGCCGUCUGUAGGUCUGCUACCAAACACCACUUCUGUAUGCAAGUCAACUGUCUGUGGCCAUUGUGCAUUUUAAGGUUCAUAUGCUUACUGGUACUGUCGUGCCUCUUGAGUUAUUAGCAAAAUAUUAUUAAAGAAGUAAAACUAGUUUGUUGACCAAA